Phascolarctos cinereus (koala) is the source of this 5579-nucleotide messenger RNA. It is a transcript of the gene FHIP2A, whose product is annotated as FHF complex subunit HOOK interacting protein 2A. The record is from RefSeq and is a predicted model, not a curated record. NCBI's taxonomy places the organism in Eukaryota, Metazoa, Chordata, Mammalia, Diprotodontia, Phascolarctidae.
GCCCUCUCCCUCCCUCGCUCCGUUCGUCCCGCCCCGCGCCCCGCGCCGCACCGGCCUUCACUCUGGAGCGGCCCCGGCAGCCGCAGCAGGGGCGGCGGCGGCGGAUCGAAGAGCUCUCCAGGUCGUCCCGGGAGAAGCUGCUGCAGUCCCGGGACAGGAUGUUCUCCAAGUUCACGUCCAUCCUGCAGCACGCCGUGGAGGCGCUUGCACCUUCUCUUCCUUUACAAGAAGAUUUUGUUUAUCACUGGAAGGCAAUUACCCAUUACUACAUAGAGACUUCAGAUGAUAAAGCUCCAGUGACAGAUACAAACAUUCCAUCUCAUCUGGAGCAGAUGCUAGAUAUCUUGAUACAAGAAGAAAAUGAACUAGACUUUGGAGAGACUGGGCCUUGCAUGGAAUAUUUACUUCAUCACAAGAUCUUGGAAACAUUGUACACAUUAGGGAAAGCUGAUUGUCCUCCAGGAAUGAAACAGCAGGUAUUGGCUUUCUAUACCAAACUUUUAGGAAGAAUUCGACAACCACUACUUCCACACAUUAAUGUACACAGACCAGUGCAGAAAUUAAUCAGACUUUGUGGUGAAGUUCUUGCAACUCCAACUGAAAAUGAAGAAAUUCAGUUUCUCUGUAUAGUGUGUGCAAAAUUAAAACAAGAUCCCUACUUGGUCGAUUUUUUUCUUGAGAACAAGUUAAAACCAUUCGCUUCCAAAGGAGAAUCAGAUGUAGUUACAGAGGAUACAUUAAAAGGACAAGAUUCCUUGACAACGGAUACAAGGCAGGCCUCUCUGCCUGAAGACCUCUCUGGUAGUAUUGGAAUGGAGCCAACAGAGAUGGAAGAUGAUCUUCCUCAUCAGCCAGAUGACCUGUCCACAAGAUUGGAUCAGCUAAAUGUUACUUCACUGCCUGAGGCUUCUGCUUCUCGGCCACAUCAGGAUUACAAUUUAGUAAAUUCUUUGCUCAAUCUUACUAGAAGCCCAGAUGGCCGAAUAGCUGUGAAGGCAUGUGAGGGCCUGAUGUUGUUAGUAAGUUUGCCAGAACCUGCAGCUGCCAAAUGCCUUACCCAGAGUACUUGUUUAUGUGAGCUACUGACGGAUAGACUUGCUUCCCUCUAUAAGGCCUUACCUCAAUCAGUGGAUCCCUUAGACAUUGAAACGGUGGAAGCAAUUAACUGGGGCUUGGAUUCAUAUAGUCACAAAGAAGAUGCAUCAGCUUUUCCAGGAAAACGAGCCUUAAUUUCCUUUCUCUCAUGGUUUGAUUACUGUGAUCAGCUAAUUAAAGAAGCACAAAAGUCUGCUGCUGUUGCUCUGGCCAGAGCUGUUCGGGAAAGGUUUUUCAUUGGUGUUAUGGAACCACAGUUAAUGCAAACUUCAGAGAUGGGUAUUCUGACAUCUACCGCUUUGCUCCAUCGCAUUGUUCGGCAAGUAACCUCUGAUGUUUUACUUCAAGAAAUGGUUUCUUUUAUUCUUGGAGAGCAGAGGGAACCAGAAACACUAGCAGAAAUUAACAGACAUCCACUUCGGCAUAGAUUAAUUGAGCACUGUGAUCAUAUAUCUGAUGAGAUUAGCAUUAUGACUUUAAGGAUGUUUGAGCAUCUAUUACAAAAACCCAAUGAGCACAUUCUUUAUAACUUGGUUCUGAGAAAUCUUGAAGAAAGAAACUACACAGAAUAUAAACCUUUAUGCCCAGAAGAUAAAGAUGUGGUGGAGAAUGGAUUAAUAGCAGGAGCAGUGGAUUUGGAAGAAGAUCCAUUAUUUACUGAUCUUUCACCAGAAAACACUUUGUCAAAUCAAGAGUGGCUUAGUUCUUCACCACCUACUACUCCAGAACAUCCCAAAAAUGAUGGAAAAACUGAAGUCCAUAAAAUUGUAAAUAGUUUUCUCUGUCUGGUACCCGAUGAAGCAAAAUCAUCCUACCAGGUAGAGGGCACAGGUUAUGACACCUACCUCAGAGAUGCUCAUAGGCAGUUCCGGGACUACUGUUCUAUCUGCUUAAGAUGGGAGUGGCCUGGGUCUCCAAAAGCAUUGGAAAAGUGCAAUUUAGAAGCAGCUUUCUUUGAGGGUCAUUUCUUGAAAGUUUUGUUUGACAGAAUGGGAAGGAUUCUUGAUCAGCCAUAUGAUGUAAAUUUACAAGUAACAUCAGUGUUAUCCAGACUUUCUCUUUUCCCUCAUCCUCAUAUACAUGAGUACCUUUUGGAUCCAUAUGUGAAUCUGGCUUCUGGCUGUAGAUCACUUUUUUCUGUUAUUGUCAGGGUUGUUGGAGACCUUAUGGUCCGAAUCCAGCGGAUUCCAGAUUUCACUCCCAAACUUCUGCUGGUCAGAAAACGACUACUUGGUUUGGAACCUGAAGGCCCAAUGAUUGACCACAUGACAUUACUAGAGGGUGUGAUUGUGCUAGAAGAGUUCUGUAAGGAACUGGCAGCAAUUGCAUUUGUGAAGUAUCACACUUCAUCAACACCAUGAGGAACAUCUUAAUGGUAGCCUCCAUGUCACCCAGGCAAGAAAGGAUGAAGCCUUAAACUGGCCAGAACCAUGGAGGACAUAACGGAAUGGACAUUCUUGAUAACAGGUGUACAGUUUUGGACAUUGUCUUUAUUGUAAUGGCUCUGUAUAUAAUUGCACGUCAUUGAACCCAGGAUGCAAUCAAAGAAACUUCAGGAAACAAACAUUUCUAAAGACUGUUUCAAAAGCUGUAAAAAUUUCUGAUGUCAUAACUUUGAUGAUCUUGUCUUAUUUUAAUAUCAUUUUAGGUAGUGAGGCUUUUUGACACUCUGAAGCUCAGUGCAUAUGUUCUUUUGGAUUGAUAUGUAGCGAAGAAAAUCACUGGUUUUUGUAACUUUUUGAUGUCAGAAUUCUUAGCAAACAAAACAUGAAAGGAAAGUGGAAAUCAGAAAAUGCUAUAAAAAGAAAACUUCAUUGAAUACAGAAAAAAGGUAGGGAAAAGCAGAAUGUGAUAACAGAAGAUAAGAAUUUUUAAAACAAAUUAGCUUCAAUCUUUUAUAAGAAAAAGAAUAAUUUAGUACAGUGAAGAAAUUCUUGAUUCAUGUACUUGAUAUUUAAUCAAUUACACAUUUUUCAAAAUAUUAUUUUAAUCUCACUUAGCAGUGUUAAGAAUUUAUUUCAUAUGUUGGUCCCAAUUUAUUUAAACUAUCAUAUUUGCCACUGUUUGCUAAAACAGUAUUUUUUUAAGAAGCUUAUUUAACACAAAUUGGGUUAAGAACAUUUUGUGCCUUGGCAAUGUAUUUUGUGAUUUUUAUUAUCCUGUUGAAUUUCAUGGUAGUUUCCCAGCAAGGAACUGACUGAUACCACUUUAGUAAGCAGCAAUCAGAAUGCCAACAUCCUCAGUGUUUACAUUUUUCUUUAUUGAAGUCUUUCUUGUAUAGGAUUCUAAAAGAUAAAAAAAUCAUAGUCUUUCAAUGUCCUGAUUCUAUUUAAAAGGAUUUUGGUAAAUUGUUGUGUGUAUGUCUGUGUGUAGAAAGAACAUGCUGAAUCUCUUGGAUUCUUCAGUAGCUUAUCCAAAUGGCACGGGUUGUAAGCGCUUCAUGGACAAAGCAGUGUUUGUUGCUGCCACCUAGCCUUUUAAUUUAAUUGAUUUUUUAGUACUCAGAUCAGUUCUUCUAAGUUUGUCUGUUUAGGAGUUUUUUUUGUUGUUAACAUUUUAAAAGUUAAGCAGCUGCACUUUCUUUUUUUUUCAUUACCAGUCCACUUAAAGAUAUUUGGGGGAAAGAAGUUAACUUUAUAGUCAUUUAAAAGGAAUCUAUCACUGCCUCUUUGAGAAGGUAUAUUUACUUAGCACAUAUUUGCAUAUAUGAAGACUGCACUGCCUAUUUGUAGGACCAAAUUAUAAAUCUUUGCAUGUUUAGGUCUUUUGCUUUUAUUCCAUUUUUUCUGUUCUUUUAUGUUUCAUAAAGCUUCUUUUCAUUAUUACAUAAGAACAGAAUAUUAAACAGUUAUGAAUAUUCUUAACAGUAGUAAAUUUACCACCUUUUUAAGAGAAUAUAUGUUCUAAGUAAUUUAGUCCCAAUUUGUAAUGACAUUCCAAAUUUGCAAAGUAAAAUAACAAAAAAAAAAUCAAGUUCCUAAACUGCAGGUAUUAACAUCAUGUGUUGUUUUCUUUAAAAGAUUUUUACAAUGGAGUCUCAUUCAGUCUGCUAUUGUUAUCAGUCAGUUCAUGCAAAGAAUACUGCAUUCUUACUCUAUUGUAGAAGUUGUUUACUUAAUUUGGAUUAUUUAAAAUUUAAUGCAUUAAGGUAAAUUUUGCUUUUUAAUAUUUUCUUAUGUUUGGUAUAUAAUUGUUUAAUGCUUAAGAUGUCACUGUGAUGCUGUUACCUCUCAAGCCAAAUGCUAUUCAUUUCCCACUCUCAGAAAUGGGUGUUCAAGCUCAUCCAUGAAAUCAAGCUAAUAGCUUUAGGACUUGUUUUUGUAAUGGGUGCUGCUUAUGAAACCAUAGUUAUAUUAAUACAGUGAUUCUUCCAAAUAAGUUAACAAUUAAGAUAUGCUUUGCUUUUAUUUUUAAUUUUUUUCUAAUUUUCACAUGCACUUUUCAUGUUUAGGAAGAUAUGAAAAAUCACUUAAUUUUAGAUCUGGAUUUGUCAGUGGAAAGUUGCACUAAAUAGCUAGUUUUUAUUGUUGUUUUGUGUUUAGGGCUCUUUAUUACCUAUCAGUGAGUGUUUAAAUAAAAGGUUGUUAAUAGCUAGUGUUGGACUAAAAAACACUGCUGAGAUAAUUACCUUAAGCAGAUCCCAAAUUGAAUUUUAGCUUUGCUGCCUAUUUGUGUAAAUAUGGGGUGCAAUUUAAAAAAAUUUUUUUUCCACCAGUAUAGUACUGUUUUUAAACCCUAUUGAAAUUUUCAUAGUGAGCAUCAGUCUUAGCCUAUUACCAUUGUAAUGCUCACAUUGUGACUAUGUAUAGUUCUCAUAAUAUAUCUGUCUGUGCAAUAUGGGAGCUGUGAGUUAAUACACAGCUUUUCAGUCUGGUUGUACAUUACUUUAUGUAUAUAUAUAAGGACCAAAAUCCUUAGCUUGCUUACACUGUUGCUAGUGUAAAAAUUGUUACACCUAAUUUUACAGGGCACAAAUUAUAAAAUUACUUCAUAAAUUGGAAAGUUAUUUCCAUAAAUUAUUGUACAAAUUAAAAAAUUACCAUUUAAUUAUGAAGUUCAUAGGCAUUGAAAGAAACUGUAAAAUGCUAACUCACAAAUUACAUGGUGUUUGUAUUUUGGGUUGUAUGAUAAAUCCAGAUAUUUAUGCCAAGGUAAUAAUCCAGUGCUUUAACACAACUGAUAAUCAUUUCAGGCCCUGUAAAAUAGUGUUACUAUAAACUCUUUGUUUGCCUCCUGCCUUGUUUACAUUAAACAGAGGAUAUUCAGCAAAUUUUUUCUAUUGAACUUUGUAUAAAUUGCUGACUUAACAGUGUUACCAUGGUUUGGCAGUCAUGGGGCUAUCCAGUGAAGAAACUAUCCCAAGCAGUGAUCAGAGUACAUACUUUAACUUUUACAAAGAAGAUUGUGAUAAAGUUCAACUUUGUGCUAACCAAUGCAUGCAGGACUAAGAGGGAUAUUCAAAAAAUAAAUUAAUUUAAUUUAAA